AUUCCACAAGCAUUGCAUUUUCACCUCUUAGCUGUGUAACCCAAAACCUAAGUUGCAUUGUGAUUGGACAAAAGCAAUGACUGUACAGCCCCUCCCUAGAACUUAUUUUUUUGUAUUGAAGUCUAAKUUUGACAAGACCAAGUUGAAGAAGACCGAGACACAAGAGAAAAACCCCUUGCCCACCAAAGAAACUAUCGAACAGGAGAAGCAAGCAACAGCAUGAAGCCCAAGCCUCUGCUAUGCACUGUACAUUCCACAAGCAUUGCAUUUUCACCUCUUGGCUGUGUAACCCAAAACCUAAGUUGCAUUGUGAUUGGACAAAAGCAAUGACUGUACAGCCCCUCCCUAGAACUUAUUUUUUUGUUUUUUU
Salvelinus sp. IW2-2015 is the source of this 370-nucleotide messenger RNA. RefSeq names its product thymosin beta-12-like. Gene Ontology annotation, molecular function: actin monomer binding. Gene Ontology annotation, biological process: actin filament organization; regulation of cell migration. Gene Ontology annotation, cellular component: cytoplasm. The record is from RefSeq and is a predicted model, not a curated record. Lineage: Eukaryota; Metazoa; Chordata; Actinopteri; Salmoniformes; Salmonidae.